Messenger RNA from Corticium candelabrum, 2404 nucleotides. Its product is annotated as gamma-aminobutyric acid receptor subunit beta-2-like. Gene Ontology annotation, cellular component: neuron projection; plasma membrane; synapse. Gene Ontology annotation, biological process: signal transduction; regulation of membrane potential; chemical synaptic transmission. Gene Ontology annotation, molecular function: transmembrane signaling receptor activity; excitatory extracellular ligand-gated monoatomic ion channel activity; chloride channel activity. The record is from RefSeq and is a predicted model, not a curated record. Bases 1 to 2271 code for a protein of 756 amino acids. NCBI's taxonomy places the organism in Eukaryota, Metazoa, Porifera, Homoscleromorpha, Homosclerophorida, Plakinidae. The transcript has 10 exons.
AUGAUCGACCGGAUGUGGCUGCCGGACACCAUAGUGCGCAACAGCCAGAAGUCAGAGACGCCGGACGUCAGCCCACGUGAUCAAGACCACAUCAUUCUCAUUCAUCCCGGAGGGCUUAUUGAAUAUACCAUCAGAAUGACAACAACGUGUUAUUGUCAGGUAAAUCUCAACUCGUUUCCAUUUGAUCGCCAGACAUGCCAGAUCACCUUUGAGUCACUAAAGUACAAAAACUACGAACUGUUAUACGUCAGCCCAAACAACGGCUCGAUCACAAGAUUCGCAGCCCGAGCCACAUUUCCAACAAAGUUCAAGAUUAAGAUAAACAACUCCGCCUGCACACCUUCACUUAUCAAUCACUAUGAUGGCGAGAAAUACUCACUGUUUUGUACUCAGUUGGAGUUCAAACGCAAUCCCAAGCCCUACCUGCUGCAGACCUUUCUUCCGUCGGUCAUGCUCGUCAUCAGCUCCUGGAUCGGUUUCUUCAUCGACCACAAAUGCGUUCCGGCUCGCGUCUUCGCUCCCACGACUCUAUUUCUAGCAGCAGGCCGCAUAGAAACACAAUUUGGACACGCAACAGCAGAAGGAGCCUACCAACUUACAUGCUAUGUGUUCGUCUUUGCCACCCUCAUCGAGUUCGGUAUUGUCCACUAUGUUGCCACUAGAAAUUACUCCUCAGCGGGCAAGUGCUACCGGCGACGGAAGAGAUCCGAGUCUCCCUUGGAAAACGUGUUAAGCGCCUCAGAGUACUUGCUUCUAGACAGCGAUAUUGUGAGUCAGUGUGACACGACGUCAAAAGCAUUAAAAAGAAAUGGGAAAAUGCACAAUAAUGGCGAGAGUAGUGAAGAAUGUGUUGCUCGUACGGAAAAGGAGAGAAGUUUCUCUACGGGUGAGAGGUAUUCGCACAAAGUGGAUGUGUUCGCUCGCUUCGCCUUUCCGGUCGCUUUCUUGCUCUAUAACACCGCAUUCUGGGUUACUUAUUGUGUUUUCACGAGAAUCAGUAUUUGGGCGACCGUUUUAUAUGUCGGAGAUAUCACAAACGACAUGGACUUUACGGUUGAUAUGAUUUUUUCUCAAAGCUGGGUCGACCCGAGAUUAGAGCGUCUACUACCGGAAUCUAUGUCUCACGUGACCGUCCGUGGUGAGCUCAUUAAAAGUUUUUGGUUGCCGCUUACCAUCGUUAGCAACAGUAAGAGAACGAGGGUUCACGACGCUCCCAGUAUAAACAGCUUUCUCACACUCCAACAUGAUGGGAGAUUGAAUUACACAACAAGAAUCGAAACGACUUGUUGGUGCAGACUCGAUCUGUCGUAUUACCCAUUUGAUAAUCAGUCGUGUCAAAUGGUAUUUGAGCAGUUCGGUCAUCAAAGCGUCGAAGUUCAGUUCAAGCAACACGAGCAGAACCCACCUCUCGUCUUCUCACCUCACUGCUCCUAUCCCACAAAAUUCACACUCCUACAAAAGCAGGAAGCGUCCGGAUUGCGCCUCCUGAAAUACGAAUACAGCUAUGACGGUACUUCAAUAUUGAAGAUCAAAUUUCGGUUUAUACGAAACAUCGAGCCCAUAAUUAUCCAAUCUCACAUCCCUGCCUGCCUCAUUGUCAUCAUAUCUUGGCUCGGGUUCUAUGUGAACCGCAACUCGAGGUUCGGUCUCGGUGUGUCUCUUGUGCUCACGCUGUCUGCUCUCAGCUUCUCGUCCGGACGGACUCAUAACAUGGGGGCAAUCACUGCGAAGGACAUUUAUACAUUUGCCUGUUUUCUUUUCGUCUUUUUCAGUUUGCUCGAGUAUGGACUCGUACAGUUUCUAGGAAAUCGGUAUAGAAACAAAAUAAACGAAAGACACAAGGAAAGUGACACUUCCCUGUCCAAUCAGAAAAUGUUUGACUACGCAACUGGAAGCAGUGGAAGAACAAGAAGAAGAAGAAGAAGAAAAAGAUCACUGAUGGAGACAAGAAUGUUUAGCACAACCGAGUACACAGCCAUAGACAUGGAUGAUCUCAGCACGGACAGCAAUCUGUCAGUCUGCCUUCUCACUCCCAAUGAGCAACAUUCACUAUCAGAAUCACAACAGAAUGUUAUGUGGGCAUCAAACGCUUCAAACACAGAGACUUUGACCGCAACGAUACCAACCAAUCGUUACGGUGACACAACAAUGACCAGAAAAAUAGACUUCGUGUCUCGAUGUAUUCUUCCCUGUCUUUUCAUAGUCUUCAAUAUCAUUUACUGGUCGUGCUUCAUAAGCAGAUACAUCGCUGUACUAAAUGGAAAUUGGUAAAGACACGUUCAAGAAAUCAGUGUGAUUUCUGUAAUUGACACAUACCCGGUAUUGCUGUAGUAUAAAAAUGUGUAUAAAAUUUAGUUCAAAGGGAUGUACUCUAUUGUUUCACUAGACUUAUGUACUUGAUAUG